AAGGCCGCCGCCGCCGCCGCAGCAGAAGGAAUGCGAGCUGCUCCUCCCCAGUGAUCCCUUCUCUAUUUUGGUGCCUCUCCCCUCCUUCCCCCUCCGCGUCUUUCGCUGCUGAGCCCAUGACGUAAUGGUUUAUGUUAAUGAUUAGCAUGUGGGAAGCUUGGGCUGGCGCUUCCCAGUCUUACUGUGCGUGUGUGCGCGACUCAGGGGGACAGAUGCUGCAACUCAACAUGGCAAAGCCCAGGGAGGAAGAGCAACAGCUCGUCUAGAUCGUACGAGAGGCGGCGGCGGCGGCACACGAGGAACAGCAGUAGCAGCAGCAGCAGCAUGCGUUUUGGGAAGUUGUGAGCAUUGCUUUGGAAUGCGGGUGUGGAGGGUCCCGGAAGCAAACCAGGGGACUGGAGAUCUGGAACAGCAUUACUAAAGUAAAAGCAGUCCAUACUAUAAAUACAAAAAUGCUUCCAGCAGAACAAAAAGAUAUCCAUUAAUUGUUCUAUUGUGAUCUCUAUCGAAGAGACCCCUAAAAAAAACAAAAAAAAUAAGAAAAAGGCAAAAUCAAUAAUAUAAUCCAUAUUCACAUUGGUGAUCCUGAAACUUUUUUCUCCGAUUCUGAAAACCUCCCCAAAAUCAUGAUGUUCCGAGACCAAGUGGGAAUGCUUUCUGGAUGGUUUAAAGGCUGGAACGAAUGUGAGCAGACUGUUGCUCUUCUAUCUCUCCUGAAAAGGGUAAGCAGGACCCAAGCCAGAUUCCUACAGAUCUGCCUGGAGCAUUCGUUGGUUGAUUGUACAGAACUGCACAUACUUGAAGGAGAAGCCAACAAUCCUGCAAUCAUUAACCAAUGGCAGCAAGAAUCCAAGGACAAAGUGAUAUCUCAGCUGUUAACCCACCUGCCUUUAUUAAAGCCUGGAAACAUUGAUGCAAAAGUGGCAUACAUGAAACUACUGCCUAAAAUCCUGGCUCAUUCAAUUGAACAUAACCAGCAUAUAGAGGAAAGCCGGCAGCUUCUGUCCUACGCAUUAAUACACCCAGCCACGUCAUUGGAUGAUAGGAGUGCCCUGGCAAUGUGGUUGAACCACCUGGAGGAUCGGACAUCAGGAAACUUUAGCACCCAGAGUCGCUGCCGCUCUGAUUCUUUGGAUUAUGGGCAAAUGCAGUAUUACCACCAAAGACAGAACUCUGAUGACAAGCAGAAUGGCUGGCCGAAUUCUCGAGAUUCAGGGAUAUGCGUCAGUUCUUCUGGUUGGCAAGAGAAAAACCCAGGCUGUGAGAAUGGGCAUUUGCCUCUAUACUCUUCCUCUUCUGUCCCUUCCACCAUUAAUGCUAUUGGAACAAACACAAGCACAAUUCUCUCAGGCCAGACACAUCACAGCCCCUUGAAAAGAUCUGUUUCCCUUACUCCACCCAUGAAUGUGCCAAACCAGCCUUUAGGACAUGGAUGGAUGUCUCAUGAGGAUUUGCGAGCCAGAGGAUCUCAGGGCAUCCCCUCCGAUCAUGCCCCCCUGUCACCACAAAGCAGCGUAGCCUCUUCAGGAAGCGGCGGGAGCGAGCACUUCGAAGAACAGUUGUCUGCACGCAACACAUUCCAAGACGAAGGUAGUGGUAUGAAAGAUGUCCCUGCCUGGCUUAAAAGUCUUCGUCUACACAAGUAUGCAGCACUCUUCUCCCAUUUGACCUAUGAAGAAAUGAUGUCGCUGAAUGAAUGUCAGCUGGAGGCACAAAAUGUCACCAAAGGUGCAAGGCACAAAAUAGUCAUCAGUAUACUGAAGCUGAAAGAGAGACAUAAUCUAUUAAGAACUUUAGAAAGGGACGUUCUAGAAGGAGGCAAUUUACGCGUUCCUCUGCAGGAGUUGCAUCAAAUGAUCCUUACCCCAAUUAAAGCUUACGCUCCACAAAACUCCAAUACAGAGGAACAUAACAGGGAGGCAGAUUCUCAGCCACCUUUGCUGACUUCUGAAAACCAAACUUCUGACAGUAAGGACUCUGCUUCAGGAGGAAUCCAACAGCAUCAUAUCAGCAGUUGUGAGAGUGAAAGUGGAGGUGUUCCCUUAUCUGAAGGUGAUCUUCCAGGCCAGUUUACAAGAGUUAUGGGUAAAGUCUGUACACAGCUUUUGGUCUCCAGACCUGAUGAAGAAAAUAUCAGUUCUUACUUGCAGUUAAUUGACAAAUGCCUCACCCAUGAAGCAUUUACGGAGACACAGAAGAAGAGAUUGUUGUCAUGGAAACAACAAGUGCAGAAGCUCUUUAGGUCUUUCCCUCGGAAGUCCCUUCUGGAUGUCGCUGCAUACCGGCAGCAGAGAAAGACUAGUGUUGAUAUGCUCAUUGGCAGCCGAGGCUUUGGACAGUCCAACUCCUUACCAACAGCUGGAUCUGUAGGUUCAGGAAUAGCAAGAAGAAACCCAAGGCAGUUCCAGAUCCCUUCCCGAAAUCUCCCUAGCACUCGGCUUAGUCUGCUUGGUGCAAGCAGUCUUCUAGGAGCACCACAAAGGGCUUCUGUCAGCAAUCCUGCCAUGUUAAAGCAAGGUCGACAGAAUCUGUGGUUUGCAAACCCUGGAGGAAGUAACAGUAUGCCAAGCCGAUCACACAGCUCUGUACAGAGGACUCGUUCCCUGCCUGUCCAUACCUCUCCACAAACAAUGCUGAUGUUUCAACAGCCAGAUUUCCAGGUACCAGUGACAGAGCCAGAUAUCAAUAAUAGGCUGGAAUCCUUGUGUCUGAGUAUGACGGAACAUGCCUUGGGUGAUGGGGUUGACAGGACUUCAACAAUCUAGAAGCUGAAGGUACCUUGUGAAAGCGCUGGGCGUGACACAGAGAACUGCAGGUGCAGUGUCAGGAAUCAUCACCCCACUCCCGGAUACGCCAAACACACAAUUUGCCUUUUUAUUUGUUUAUUUUAGAAGGAGAUUAAAAAAAAAAGUUGAUAUAUUGUGAAAGCAUAAGCUGUGCUUGCAAAUGGAUCACAAAAAUGAAUAUUUGUUAUUUUAUAUAUAAAAAUUCAAACAAACAAAAAAAGUGCUUUUAGCUAGAAUCGUUUUCCUGAAUGAAAUGCAGAGUGUUCAAGGAAACCAUUAAAUUAUCUUAUUCUUGUAAAGGAACGGCCAUAUCUAUACGCUUUUGUCCCAUUCUGGUGGUUUUACCAGCAUGUGUGACCAAAAGAACAAAAAAAGGGGGGGUUAAUGCUUUGUGUUGCUUACUUCACUCAAAUUAAGGGUGUUUUGGACUGUUUCAGUUAAUCCCUUCCCGCCUAUUAACUUUAUUUAUGUUUACAUGGAUACAACUGUUAUGGGUGCAUAAAUAAUUCCGGUAAACCUUCAUUAGCUUAAUUAUAGGAGUUAAUUGGGGGAUGAGGAAGAGUUUAUUAGCAGCCGGUUUGCAAUUUGUACCAGCCAUAACAUUGUAUGAGGGUGGUUACUAAAGGUUACUAGCAAGACUUUGGCACAGGGUGGCCACUCCUCCCCAAACUGUUCUAUGCUUUAAGCUGCAGACCCACUGGCCAUUCAUUUAGCCAGUCUGCUUGUUUUUUUUGCCAAACAGAUGUACUGUGAACAAUCAGAUUUGGAUUGGGGUUGGCUGAUGGGCCUCCCUGUGAUCUGUUCAUUCAGCCCAACUAACAAUGUGAUCUCUGCCAUUUGGCUACCAUGUUCGUGUGUGACUGGAAUGGCCACAGAUCUUUUAAUUUCGAUUCACGUAGCUGUGUGUGACCAGCCUAAGCAAGUCUUCCCUGAAAUCGGUGUCCAUGUUUGUAAAGCCCUUGACACCAUUUAGUCAUUCUUGACCAUAUAUUGAAGAAAUGUUUUGAAAGGUGUUGAAAAUGUUCUAAUGGAAGUCUAAGAAAGGAAAAUGGAGGUGAAAAAAGAAUGGAGGGAAUGAAGAGUAUGAGAGGUUUUGUAUAAUAAAAAAAAAGUAUCUGUUUCUGAGCAUAGGUUAACCCAAAUGCUGCAUUUGGCAUUGCAAGUCAUUAAAAAAAAAAACCACAACAAACCACCUAUAAGUUAAACUAACUUUUAAUUAGGCAUACACUGAAUCCAUAAUUACUGGAUUCAGGUGACUUUUUUACAAAAUAUCAGACCGGAUCUUGAACCCUAAUUUGCAUUUCUACAUUUUAGAUUUAAAAAAACAAUGCCAAUGCACAAAAAAAAAUGCCUGUUCGGUUGUAUCUGUACUUUAAACAAAGUACCCAAAGUUAUUUUGUGAAAGUAUUCAUGCCUAAUGCAUUUUGGAGGCUUUGUGAGUACUCCAGU
Messenger RNA from Xenopus laevis (African clawed frog), 4235 nucleotides. It is a transcript of the gene samd4a.L, whose product is annotated as sterile alpha motif domain containing 4A L homeolog. Gene Ontology annotation, cellular component: cytoplasm; dendrite; synapse. Bases 627 to 2765 code for a protein of 712 amino acids. The record is from RefSeq and is a predicted model, not a curated record. The transcript has 13 exons. NCBI's taxonomy places the organism in Eukaryota, Metazoa, Chordata, Amphibia, Anura, Pipidae. Gene Ontology annotation, molecular function: translation repressor activity; RNA binding; mRNA binding. Gene Ontology annotation, biological process: regulation of mRNA stability; nuclear-transcribed mRNA poly(A) tail shortening; negative regulation of translation.